AUGAUCGCCUCUCGCGCGACGUCCACCGUCGUCGACGCGACGACGCGCUCGAACGCACAGCGCGUGCGAUCGGGUUCGCUUGCGUGCGCGCGAUCGCGCACGAGAGCGCGCUCGAGGGCUAGCGCUUCGAGACUGGCGACGCGCUGGGGGGACGAGUGCGACGUCGUGGCGCUCGGAAACCUGUGCGUGGACGUCCUGCUCCCGCCCGGUCCGAUCCCGGAGGUGGGAUCGUUGAAGACGAGUAAAACACUGAAUGAGUUGGCGAAGACGGCGCCGGCGCGAGAGUCGUGGGAACUCGGGGGGAAUUGUAACUUUUUAAUCGCGGCGGCGAGACUCGGGCUGCGAGCGACGUGCGCGGGGCACGUCGGAAACGAUCAGUACGGACAAUUCUUGAUCGAUGAGCUCACGAUGGAAGGGGUGGAUGUCGUCGAGUUGGUUCCGGACGAUGACACCGGGGUCAAGGUGAGCGCGCUGGCGGAGACUCUGAUUUGUUUUGUGCUGAGCGACGGUGACGGCGGUCACGCGUUUUGUAGUCGGUACGAUUUGGGACCUUGGCCGCUCAUGCGCGACGUCGGCGACGUUAGUAACGAUGCGCGCGAGGCUUUGCGGUCGUGCAAGGCAGUGUUCGUGAACGGAUUCGUCUUCGACGAGCUCAAACCACAGGCGGUGGCGCAGGCGCUCAAGUUGGCCAAGUCAAAUGGUGCGGGUGUCUUCUUCGAUCCGGGACCGCGCUCGUUUACGUUCGUCGACGACACGAAUCCCGCACGCAUGGAGGCACUGGAGGUCGCGCUUACAAGUGCAAACGUCGUGCUCGCGACGGAAGAAGAGCUCGCGGCGCUCACGGGUCUCGAUGUGGGUUCGUCUCCCGAGGCGUACGCUUCCGCCGUCUUCGAUUACCCAAAUUCCGCCGCGGAGUGGGUCGUCGUGAAAUUGGGUCCACGAGGCGCGAUGGUGAUAACGCGCGAUGGGAAGAGUUCGCGAGUCGGGUGUCCGAAAGUGAAGGUGGGCGAUACCGUUGGAUGUGGCGACAGUAGCGCCGGGGCGUACGUCCUCGGAUAUUUGCGCAUGCAGUCCGAUGACUCGCUCGAUUUGAGUGAGGCUUUAGCGACGACGGCGACGCUCGCGACGCACGUCGGGAGCGCAACUGCGAUGAACGUAGGUGCUGGGCGAAACGUAGCCAAGGCGGAGACCGUAAUCGAGCUCUUGGACAUGGCGGCGAAUGGGAAGACGGAUGGCGUCGACGCGAACGUUGCUCAGCGCGCUCGCUCCAUGUUACGCACGUCGAUCGCGUCCGCUCGCGAGCGCGACGACGCUGAUGCAUCACCAACACAAGUCUAG
Molecule: messenger RNA, 1338 nt
Organism: Ostreococcus tauri
Lineage: Eukaryota; Viridiplantae; Chlorophyta; Mamiellophyceae; Mamiellales; Bathycoccaceae
Product: Carbohydrate kinase PfkB
Exons: 1
Coding region: 1-1338 (445 amino acids)
Source: RefSeq, a predicted model, not a curated record